AUGGCAGACCAGCUCCUGGACGUGCGCACCGCCUUCGUGGAGCGCGCCAGCAAGGUGCUGAUCUCCGGGCUGCUGGACGACCUGCUGGCCCAGCGGGUGCUGAACCUGGAGGAGGUGGACGAGGUGCAGGACAGGCACUCGGUGCGCGCCGACAAGGCCCGCUGCCUCAUCGACAGCGUGCGCCUGAAGGGCCGCAGGGCCAGCCAGGCCUUCCUCACCAGCCUCAGGAAACGUGACGGCGCCUUGGCAGAGCAGCUGUGGCUGGCCGACAGCGCGGGGCUGCCAAGCGUGCCACUGGCCUCCUCCAGCACUGAGGCCCCCUCCAGGCCCGCUGGCAGCACCCAGGGCGAGCAGUGGAUCCGGCAGUGUUCCCCGGGCGAGUACCAGCGUGUCAGGGACACCGAGGGAGACCAGAUCUACCCCAUCCACCUGCCACGGGAGGCGCGAACCCGCCGGGCCCUGCUCAUCUGCAACAUUGAGUUCGAGCACUUGAGCCGGCGGGACGGGGCUGAACUGGACGUGGAGGGGAUGACAAAGCUGCUGGAAGGGCUGGGCUACGCUGUGGACGUCCACAGAAACUUAACUUCCCAGGAGAUGGCUACAGUCAUGAAGGAUUUUGCAGAUCUCAAGGAGCACUGGACCUCUGACAGCACCUUCCUGGUGUUCAUGUCCCACGGGGUCAGGGCUGGGCUCUGUGGGACCAAGAGCAGAGAUGAGACCACGGACAUCCUUUACCUUGACACCAUCUAUGAGAAAUUCAACAACCAGCACUGCCGGGCACUGCUGGGCAAACCCAAGGUGGUCAUUUUCCAGUCCUGCCGUGGAGGUGAAGCAGGGUCCGUGAUGGUGAGUGACACCACAGCCCAGGCCCUGCCUGCUCCCAGCUCGGCUCACACGGGGCUGGAAAAUGAUGCCAUCUUUGAAGUUCACCUGGAGAGUGAUUUUGCCACUUUACAUUCCUCCACGCCUGAUACUCUCUCCUGGAGGAGCCCCAUAACUGGCUCCCUCUUCAUCCAGUGCCUCAUAGAGCAGUUUCGAAGCCACGCCUGCGACAGCGACAUACAGGAGCUCUUCCGGAAGGUCCAAUACUCCUUUGGAAAAUUCCCCCGGCAGAUGCCAGCGCAGGAACGGACCACGAUGCUCCGCAAGUUCUACCUGUUCCCAGGCCACUGA
Merops nubicus (carmine bee-eater) is the source of this 1173-nucleotide messenger RNA. RefSeq names its product caspase-1-like. Lineage: Eukaryota; Metazoa; Chordata; Aves; Coraciiformes; Meropidae. The transcript is spliced from 8 exons. Gene Ontology annotation, molecular function: cysteine-type endopeptidase activity. The coding region runs from base 1 to 1173 and encodes 390 amino acids. The record is from RefSeq and is a predicted model, not a curated record. Gene Ontology annotation, biological process: proteolysis; regulation of apoptotic process.